This is a messenger RNA of Chlamydomonas reinhardtii, 1931 nucleotides long. RefSeq lists its product as uncharacterized. Gene Ontology annotation, molecular function: cyclin-dependent protein serine/threonine kinase regulator activity. NCBI's taxonomy places the organism in Eukaryota, Viridiplantae, Chlorophyta, Chlorophyceae, Chlamydomonadales, Chlamydomonadaceae. The record is from RefSeq and is a predicted model, not a curated record. Gene Ontology annotation, cellular component: cytoplasm; nucleus; cyclin-dependent protein kinase holoenzyme complex. Gene Ontology annotation, biological process: regulation of cyclin-dependent protein serine/threonine kinase activity; mitotic cell cycle phase transition. Bases 210 to 1475 code for a protein of 421 amino acids. The transcript has 6 exons.
GUAACUCAUAGACUUGGUCUUUUGUAAUUGUUAGGCUAUCCUGCUUGUGACCCGACAUAUUUAUUCCCCCGUCGCUGCAAUUUUGGCUUUGACGUCUUUGCUCUCCUCCCAUAUGGACCCGGGACGCUAGGCCAGCUGCAAAAAGGACCCCAACGCAGCUGCAUAUCAAGGAAGCACAGCGUUGUGUGCAGGCGACGCCCACAGGAGCCAUGAGCUCUCGCGUCGGCUCUUCCUUUGGGGUCCUUCCGUCGGCGAUUAACUACUCCCAGGAGCAGCUGCUAAGUCAUCUCUCUAAGAGCAGUGCCAGCCAGCAGCACCAGGAUGUGAGCAAGGGAGUAUCUAGCAACGGUCGGGCCAUGCUGGGUGACCUGACAAACAAUGGUCAGCAGCGACCUGUCGCGGGCGAGCGGAAAGCCCUUUCAGCGUUGAACGCGGGUCAAGCCUCGUUCGGCUUCCCGCAGCCGGUCAAGGCCCAGCAGCAGCCCUCGUUCCACCAGCCUUCCAUUCCGCUUGCGGCUUUCUCCGACCCCCGCAUCAUCGAUGGUGCCAGCGUUCGGUCGUCUGGUGACCUGCGCAAGAAGGCCUGGAUUGACGUGGACUCGCUGAACCACGAAGACCCGCAGGCCGUCAGCCAUUACGCCGGUGCCAUCUUCGAGUACCUGCGUGAGGCAGAGCUCAUGCGGCGGGCCAUCCCGGACUACCUUGAUUCGCAACCCGAGAUUAAUUCGAAAAUGCGGUCGAUCCUGGUGGACUGGCUGGUGGAGGUUUCGGAGGAGUAUCGCAUGGUGCCCGAUACCCUGUACUACGCCGUCAACUUCCUGGACCGCGUGCUUACCCUGCAGCGGGUGUCACGCUCUCAACUGCAGCUGGUGGGCAUCACCUGCAUGUGGAUUGCCGCCAAGUACGAGGAGAUCUACCCGCCCAACGUGAGCGAGUUCUCGUACAUCACGGACAACACCUACAGCCGCGAGCAGCUGGUAGCGAUGGAGGAGGAGGUGCUGCGGCAGCUCAAGUACGAGCUGACCGUGCCCACUGCCAAAACAUUCCUGCGCCGCCUGCUGCAGGUUUGCAGCCCUGAUGACCAGCUGCACUUUGUGUCCAACUACCUGACGGAGAUCUCACUCAUGGAGGCCACCAUGCUGCACUUUUUGCCCAGCGAGAUUGCCGCGGCGGCCGUGUACCUGGGCAACCUGAUCCUGGCGCGUGCUCCGUGGUCGCCCACCCUGGAGCACUACUCGUACUACACGCCCGCGCAGAUCGCAGAAUGCGUGGAGGCGCUGGCCACCCUGCACAUCCAGGUCAACUCACGCGCACAGGGUGGCGAGCUGACGGCUCUGUACGACAAGUACAGCCACAGCAAGUUCCUUAGCGUCUCGCGAGUUAGCCCCCUGCCACUGCCGGUGGUCAACCAGCACCUAUCCAUGAUUAUGGGCGGCAGCAGUGCCAGCGGCGCCAGCGGCAUUCACCGCUCGUGAGGGGCUGCACGACGCAAUCGUUUCAUCGGAAGAUUGCUGACACCAGACAUGUCAGAAUUGUGACUAGGCUGUAUCUGUUAGUGACGGGUGGGUUUUGGAGCGCGCCACGCUAUCGUACAUGACGCUGCAAGAACUUAUGACGAGGGUCUGGUAGGGGGCAGAGCGCAAGGUGGUGGGUAGGCUAGUUGACAUGAGAGCCGAAUGCUUUCGACGUUGCUGGCGUCAGCCACAACCAUAAGUGGGGCCAUUUAUUUUCUGCUUCACCCAAGAACCAAGUACAUUUCUAUGAUUCCCGUUAGGCUAGAUGCUACGCGUUGUGGAGGGAAGCCUGAAUGAUGAUGUUCUUGAUCCAGAGUGCCUUGGUUGCACUACCUGUAGAUUGGGCAAAUGCCCAUGCGGCGACGCCCACAGUGCAUGUGGUGUCCACAACCGCGGCUGGUGUAAUUUUGUAGGUAG